Lycium barbarum (goji berry) is the source of this 2400-nucleotide messenger RNA. RefSeq names its product probable protein phosphatase 2C 55. NCBI's taxonomy places the organism in Eukaryota, Viridiplantae, Streptophyta, Magnoliopsida, Solanales, Solanaceae. The transcript is spliced from 6 exons. The record is from RefSeq and is a predicted model, not a curated record. Bases 399 to 1913 code for a protein of 504 amino acids.
CAAAACUGCUUUGGUGAUUAUUAGGGUUUGUUAGUGAGGGAGAUUAACUGAGCCUUAAGCUCAGCUCAAUAUAGAAAGAGAGAGAGAGAGGAGAGAUAAAUAAGCCUCCAACCUAACAAAAAAACAAACCCAAGAUUCAUAUAACAGCAAAUCAAGAAAAUUCUUGGAGCAUUUAAAUGACAUAUUAUAUUAUGUGGAGCUAUUAGUUUCUUGCAAUUAUUAUACAUAAAGUAGGUGUCUGGAUUCUCAAAGUUAUAUUGGAGAAGGGAGAUAAUAAAUGAGUUGAUGCUUGUUAUUAGAGGUACUGAGCGUAAUGAUAGUUUUUGUGUAUAGUGGUGGUGGUUGUGUUUUAUCCUAUACGGAGGUGCAAGCAAAUCAGCUGUGGUUGAUAAGCCGACAUGCUGAGUAAUUAUCUUUUUAGAUUAAGUCGUGCAGCUAGGCAGGGACUCCAGAAAUCCAUUUCUGGGCAACAAGAAAGUGGGCUCCGGGACUCGGUGGAGAUUUUGGUUGCCCAAGGGAGAUUGUUAUUUGGCAAUUCGAUCCUGAAUGUGCUUGUGCGGCCUGGAACCUUAGCUGCUGCACAGGCCAAUUUGCAUAUAGUAAACCAGAAAAAGAAUCUUUCUGUAGUUGGAGCGAUUUCUCGUGCAGUUUCUAUUCCUUCUGUGUCAGGGCCCGCAUUUCACGUCUGUGGCUAUCACAUUGAUCGCCUUAUAUCUGACCCUGCUAAAAGUUUGUCUGACAAAGCACCUAUGGAAAUCUGUGGUUCAAGAACUUCUCCUCCUGGCUGUGCCUCAGGCAAAAUGACUUCAGGGCAUCUAAACUCUGUUCUGUCUGUGAAUAAUCCUAUUACUUCAUAUAGCAAUAGAAGCUUUGAUAAUUGUAGAAAAGCCAGCAUGAGUUUGAGAAAUAAAAAUCAGCCCAACAACUUUUUACUUUACGGAUAUUUCGCAUACAAUGUAGCAAAGAGAAGGGAAAAUUCUGAUCUAUACGAAGGCCUUGGUUUGACGGGGUUCCAUACUUCAUCAACUACUUGUUCCUCUACUGGCACUGCUCAUGAUGUGUCAUUCGGUAACUCUACGUGUGGGGUGCAGCUCUCAAGUUCAGCAGAUUCAUCUGACCAGAAUAUCCACAUUGACAGAACCCUGAAGCUAAAUUCCGGAUCAUGUUACCUGCCUCAUCCUGAUAAAGAAGAAACAGGUGGAGAGGAUGCUCAUUUUAUUUGUAGUGACGAACAAGCAAUUGGUGUAGCUGAUGGUGUUGGUGGUUGGGCUGAUCUUGGUGUUGACGCUGGGCUGUAUGCACGAGAGCUAAUGUCUCACUCGGUCACUGCAAUUCAAGAUGAACCAAAAGGUUCGGUGGACCCAGCCAGAGUCCUCGAUAAAGCUCAUACGUGCACAAGAGCCAAAGGUUCCUCAACUGCCUGUAUAAUUGCCCUUACAGAUCAGGGUCUGCAUGCCAUUAAUUUAGGAGACAGUGGGUUUAUAGUUGUUAGAGAUGGAUGUACUGUUUUCAGAUCCCCUGUGCAGCAGCAUGAUUUCAAUAUAACAUUUCAACUAGAGUGUGGUAGUGCUGGUGACUUACCAAGCUCUGGAGAGGUGUUCAAAAUACCGGUGGCACCAGGAGAUGUUAUAAUAGCUGGCACUGAUGGGUUGUUCGACAAUUUGUACAACAAUGAUAUUAAUGCAAUAGUCGUUCAUGCAACGAGAGCUGGCUUAGGGCCACAAGUGACAGCUCAGAAGAUAGCUGCAUUGGCUCGGCAAAGAGCAGAGGAUAAGAACAGGCAGACCCCUUUCUCUGCUGCAGCUCAAGAAGCUGGGUUCCGUUACUAUGGCGGGAAGCUGGACGAUAUAACUGUGGUUGUAUCCUACAUAAGCAGUGACAGAAAUGAAAGAUCUAACAGCUUACAGAUGUAGUUGAGCGCUUUGUUUCUUGCUUGGCUUUGGAGGUUACACGUUUUAAGCUCCAUUUGAAGGGGAUGUUAAACCUUGCAUAUAUCGUGUGAUUGUGUCGAAGAUCACUUCUGAGUUAACCCCUCUUUCCCACUUCAUAGCUCACGCAAAAAAAGAAAAAAAGAAGAAGAAAAAGUAUAUCGGUAACCGCACCUCCCCCUCUCGCUCUCUCUCCCCACCCCCUCAUCCCGUAGGGAAAGAUCAUAUGAGUGCUGAUUAUGUAUAUGGAAUAGUUAGACAGAAAGGUGCUUCUAUAUAUGGUGCUUGAUUUAGGAAUUAUCUUUCUGGAGAUAUGUUGGUUUCCAUUAGAAUUGCUAGUUAGGACACAGUAACUUGCAGCAUUAAGCUUUCUUCAAUUCUUGGAAACUGAAUUCUUUGUCAUCUUUUUCCAGUGUAAUUGUUCUUGGACAUGGUUUUCCCACUGGCUGUAAAUAAAUGAGCAUUUUCUUUA